Acytostelium subglobosum LB1 is the source of this 2100-nucleotide messenger RNA. RefSeq lists its product as hypothetical. Gene Ontology annotation, molecular function: toxin activity. Lineage: Eukaryota; Evosea; Eumycetozoa; Acytosteliales; Acytosteliaceae. Bases 1 to 2100 code for a protein of 699 amino acids. The transcript is spliced from 2 exons. The record is from RefSeq and is a predicted model, not a curated record. Gene Ontology annotation, biological process: symbiont-mediated killing of host cell.
AUGGAUACCACCCAGUUGGUUAAGAUUCUCACUUCCAGCAAUGCUGCUGAGAGGUUCACAGCCACCCAGAAGUUGGUCGCCUUGCUGAACACGGACGACGGUUCCGCUUCACUCGUUACCAUGCUUAAGGGCCAGAUAUCAGCUGGAAACUUGAACUCUGGCUGGGCAAUCGCCAACUCGGUCGCCACCAUCAGUUCAACGCUUAUGCAGUUCGUUCCAGAGAUCGGUCCCAUCGCCGGGCGUGCAAUGGUCUCCAUGUGGCAGGUAGUGAUGUCGGUCAAGAACGGAACGGACAUCACCAAGAACGUCGACAAGACUUCCCAGGUCAUCACCGCCUACAAGACCCUGAUCAAGGCCUCCAUCGACACGGCCAUUGAGACCUACGACAGUGAGGCACUCCACACUGCCUACGAGGGAGCCUCAACCUAUCUCACAGCCUACACCGCCGCCCUCUCUGUUUUCCUCGCCAACCCCACCGUGGCAUCAAACCAGGACACUCUGAAGGACAGCUUGAGCAAUGUCGAGAAGCAGUACGCCACCAUUAUCGCAGCGUGCAACAAGGAAACCCACGCCGUCGCUGAGCUGUACAUGUAUGCUAUGUGUGCCAGCAUUCGUCUGUCGCUGCUGCGUGACGCAUGCCUCCAUGGAGUGGAAUGGGGCUACACCGCCGAGUACAUCACCACCUACUUCCUGCCCCAGUUCACCACUUGCCUCAAGGAAUACACCAACCAUUGCAUCGACACCUACAAGACUGCCGUCACCAACUUGAAGACCGCCGCCGCCGCCAGCGACGUGAACCUCUUCAACACCAUCAACACCCUGCGCAAUGGCAUGAUCACCUACGUCUUUGACCUGGUCGCAGUCUGGCCCCUGCUGAACCCCACCAAGUUCCCCGAUGGAGUCAAUAUUCCCCAGAGGACUCGUCUGCUGAUGUCCGACGUGGUAGGCCUCCCCGUCAACCCCGACAAGCUAGGUACCAAGGAUUACUACACCGCCACCUUUGACCAGAUCCACAAUAUAAUGAUCUCGCAGAACUACUACUUGUAUCGUGGAGAGCAUGACAAGUUUGCCUCGCAGGCCGAUGAGACUGGCAACCGUCUCCUCUGGAUUCAGAACUCCUUCAAGACUGGCUACACUAACGAGGGUCUCCCAUCCUGGGCGUCUACCAACACCCAGGUUGGUCCACCAGGUGGCGUCGAUCCCAUCGACACCACUAAAUAUCCUAUUAAGUCCAUUGGCUUCAGCGACAUUGCCGAGGAGACCAUCAAGAUAUACGCCGAUAUCAUCCCUCGCAGCUUCGAGUGCUCAAUUGGAGGCGACAUCACCGGAGGCCCCUUCGAUAACCAUCAAGCCGUGCUGGAUGGAAACAAGGACAUCAUUUUGGGCACAGAGAACAGCUGGCACUGUGCCGUCGAUCAGUACAACUUCCCCAACAUGAAAACACCGUUCAGCUACCAGACUGUCGCCGUCGAAAACACUUACAUCAAUAUCCCCUACAAGAUCCCCUGGAACCAAUGCCUCAUCACCUCAUACCAAUUCCCCGGCCACCACCUCUACCAUCCAUUCGGUCUCGGCGUCAACAAGGACCCAAUGGUCAGGCCAGGCGGCACCAUGGACUCUGCUUGCAUCGCCUUUGCCCCACUCGGUCUCAACAACUCCAACUAUGUCUACAAUGGCAUGGGCGCCACUCUCCUCGACCCAAUCAAGAAGGACUCAAUGUCGGGAGUAACUUUCAUUGAAGACUCUUUCAUGCCAGGAUUGCCAGAGGUCGUCAUCGCUCCAGGUGGCUCGAUUGUCUACAAGUUAGAUCCAAUCUGGUUGGGUAUGAAGAUGUUCUACCUCCGGUUCAUCGUGAAGGCAACCACUGCCACCAAACUCCAUAUCGACUGGAACGACACCUCCUACGACAUCGACGUGCCAGUGUCAGAUGUCUUUGACGUGCUUGAUGCUGGAACUGUGCCCGCAAUCAUCUUGGCCCCUCUGAAUCCUCCUCAGAACAAGUUCACACUCAGUGUUCCAGCCGGCAGUGCUGCAUUAUCGAUCAGAUCUAUCAUUCUGUUGUCCACCGCCAAGGAUGCCAUCCCAUGCAGCAUCCUUUAA